AUGAAGAGUUUUGCUGCUAAGGUUGAAGAAGGAAGAGAAGGUACAAAUGGAAAGCUAUCGGUUGGUCCAGUUUAUCGCAACCUUCUAGCCAAGCAUCGAUUUCCACCGUCCGAUCCUCAUUUAACUACUGCCUGGGAUAUUUUCAGUGUCGCAGUCAAAAAGUAUCCGCAUCACCGAAUGUUGGGAUGGCGCGAAUUUAUUGGUGGGAAGUUUGGAUCAUAUGUGUGGAAAACAUAUAAACAAGUUUAUGAUGAAGUCAUGCAUAUUGGUUCUGCUCUACGUUCUUCUGGUGCUCAACCUGGCUCAAGAAUUGGAGUUUAUGGAUCAAAUUGUCCUCAGUGGAUUGUGGCAAUGGAGGCUUGUUGUGCUCAUAGCUUGAUUUGUGUGCCUCUCUAUGAUACUCUUGGGUCUGGUGCUGUGAAUUUUAUCAUAAAUCAUGCAGAAAUAGAUUUUGUGUUUGUUCAAGAUAAGAAAGCUAUGCAAGUUUUGAAUCCUGAUUGUAAAUCUGCUUCGCGGUUGAGAGCAAUGGUUUGUUUCACUUCAUUAACAAAUGAAGAGAAAGAUAAAGCAAUCAACAUUGGGAUUAAACCAUAUUCAUGGGAAGAGUUCUUACUUAUGGGAAAAGAAAACAGAUUAACCAUUUUACCACCUCAAGCACAUGAUAUAUGCACAAUAAUGUAUACAAGUGGAACAAGUGGAGACCCUAAAGGUGUCGUUUUGACACAUGAAAACAUUACUUAUCUUGUAAGAGGAAUGGAUAUUUUCAUGGAACAAUUUGAAGAGAAGAUGACUACGGAAGAUGUAUACUUAUCCUUCCUUCCUUUGGCUCAUAUUCUUGAUCGCACAAUCGAGGAGUAUUUUUUUCAUAAGGGUGCCUCUGUUGGCUACUACCAUGGGGAUCUAACUGCAUUAAGGGAUGAUUUAAUUGAAUUGAAACCGACACUGUUCGUUGGGGUCCCUAGAGUCUUUGAAAAGGUUUAUGAAGGCAUCAAGAAAGCAGUUGAAGAGCUCAAUCCAGUGAGAAAAGGAGUUUUUGGCAUGCUCUACAAACAUAAACUUGGUUGGAUGAACAAAGGAUACAAACAUUGUAGUGCAUCACCCUUAGCUGAUGUAUUAGCAUUUAGAAAGGUCAAAGCUCGGUUAGGGGGACGUGUUCGACUAAUAAUAGCUGGAGGUGCGCCCUUGAGUUCAGAGAUUGAAGAAUUCUUACGCGUAACUUCAUGUGCGUUUCUAUGUCAAGGCUAUGGUUUGACCGAAACUUAUGGAUCAACUACUCUUGCGUAUCCUGAUGAAAUGUGCAUGCUUGGUACCGUCGGACCUGUAUCUGUAUACAAUGAACUACAGCUAGAAGAAGUUCCAGAAAUGGGUUACAAUCCUCUUGGAAAUCCUUCAUGUGGUGAGAUAUGUCUUAGAGGAAAAACUGUUUUCACUAGCUACCACAAAAACCCUGAGUUAACAAAGGAAUCCAUAAGAGACGGAUGGUUUCACACAGGGGACAUAGGAGAAAUGCAACCUAAUGGUGUUGUUAAGAUUAUUGAUAGGAAGAAGAAUCUUAUAAAACUUUCUCAAGGAGAGUAUAUUGCACUUGAGCAUUUGGAAAAUGUCUACGGAAUCACUCCAAUAGUAGAAGAUGUUUGGGUUUAUGGAAAUAGCUUCAAGUCAGUACUAGUGGCUGUAGUGGUUCCAAAUGAAGAAAUCACUAAGAAAUGGGCAUGUUCAAAUGUCUAUGUGGCUCCUUUCUCUGAACUAUGUUGUCUUGAUCAAUUCAAGAAAUAUGUGUUAUCUGAGUUGAAGUUGACUGCUGAGAGAAACAAGCUUAAGGGAUUUGAACAAAUCAAAGAUGUCAUAUUAGAUCCAUAUCCAUUUGACAUGGAAAGAGAGUUGGUGACUGCAACAAUGAAAAAGAGAAGAAAUAAUAUACUCAAGUAUUAUCAGGUUGAAAUAGAUGAAGCAUACCAAAGAUUGACAUAA
This is a messenger RNA of Lathyrus sativus (Indian pea), 1971 nucleotides long. The record is from the annotation of a GenBank genome assembly. Lineage: Eukaryota; Viridiplantae; Streptophyta; Magnoliopsida; Fabales; Fabaceae.